UUCUUCCAUGUGUGUGUAUGUGUGUGUGUGAGAGAGAGAGAGAGAGAGAGAGAAUCGAACGAUUGAGUUAGAGAGAGAGAGAGAGAGAGAGAGAGUGCAGAUUAUACGAGAAAUCGAAGAUACGGAUGUCAUUAAGAUCAAUCUUCGACGCUGCUGAGAUCAGAGCGGAAUUUCAGAAAGCAGGAAUCAGCACUCACUUCAUCACUUUCAUAUGGAAGCAUGUGAUUCAGAACCCUAAUUGCGAAUGGCACGAAGUUCCUUCGUUGCCCUCUGCAGCUUACUCACUCCUUCGAACCAAAUUCAAACCCUUGACUUCUACUCUUGACUCCGUCUUUGAUUCAACCGACGAGGUCACUACCAAGCUCCUCAUCAAGUUGCAGAAUGGAGCAUUUGUGGAGGCAGUGGUAAUGCGGUAUGAUUCACGUUUGGGGAAAUAUGGCGGAGAUCCUCGCCCGGGUGGUCCAAGAGCAACCUUGUGUAUAUCUUCUCAGGUUGGUUGCAAAAUGGGUUGCAAAUUUUGUGCAACUGGCAGCAUGGGAUUCAAAAACAAUUUAUCUUCAGGAGAAAUUGUGGAACAAUUAGUGCAUGCCCUUCGCUUAUCUCAUAUACGCAAUGUUGUCUUUAUGGGAAUGGGGGAACCAUUAAAUAACUAUGCUGCUUUGGUAGAGGCUAUCCAUGUCAUGACAGGACCUCCCUUUCGGCUUUCAUUGAAGAAAAUUACUGUCUCGACGGUUGGGAUAAUACAUGCUAUCAAGAAGCUUCCCACUGACAUACCAAAUCUGAACCUAGCAGUGUCUCUGCAUGCACCUGUUCAAGAUAUUCGUUGUCAGAUAAUGCCUGCAGCUCGGGCUUUUCCUUUGGAGAAACUUAUGGAUACACUGCGAGAAUAUCAAAAGAAGUGUCAGCAAAAAAUCUUUAUUGAGUACAUCAUGCUUGAUGGGGUGAAUGAUGAAGAGCAGCAUGCCCACCAGCUUGGCAACUUGCUGGAGACAUUUCAAGUGGUUGUAAACCUGAUACCUUUCAAUCCAAUUGGUACCUUGAGUAAUUUCAGAAGCAGCAGCGAACAAAGAGUGACCAGAUUCCAGAAAAUACUUAGGGGUACCUAUAACAUCCGAACAACGGUUCGUAAGCAAAUGGGCCAAGACAUAAGCGGUGCAUGUGGUCAGUUGGUUGUUAACCUGCCUGAGAAGAGGUCUAUUGGGCAUGAUCACUUAACUGACAUUGAAGAUCUUCAUCUUUGAUAUAACAAAUUGUUCGGCAUCUACUCUAAAAAUUGCAGGUUUUAUUUGCCGUCAUGUUAGCAGUUGGAGGGUCUCUUAGACGACUUUCCAUGUCAGAGCUUGUGGGAUAUGGCUUGGCUUCUGUUUGGAGCGAGUGAAAUUCCAAAAACUCGGUUUUAUGUCAAGCGUACAUGUAGUACCAGUAUUAUGGUCGGAACAAAAAAAAUUCUCAGUUGAAAGGGUACAUUCGGACCAGAUACAGAGAUACCGUCAAGGGAAGCAGUUGUCCAAAAUGUUGACAUAACUGGGCUUUUGCCUGUUUUCAUAGAGUACAAGAUUUAUAGAAUUUGAGUGUAUGUCUCAAGAUGAUGUUAACAUGGUAGUAAUAAUUGUAGUAGAGAAUUUUUAUAUAUUGAAGUUUGUGUACUUAAAGAUGAAUGGAGCAUUUUCAUCUCAGCCUAUUUUUAAUCCCAACAUUUAUGCGAGUAGUAAAUGAUGUUAUCAUGA
Messenger RNA from Cornus florida, 1727 nucleotides. RefSeq lists its product as uncharacterized. The transcript has 9 exons. Gene Ontology annotation, molecular function: RNA methyltransferase activity; iron-sulfur cluster binding. The record is from RefSeq and is a predicted model, not a curated record. Bases 126 to 1241 code for a protein of 371 amino acids. NCBI's taxonomy places the organism in Eukaryota, Viridiplantae, Streptophyta, Magnoliopsida, Cornales, Cornaceae. Gene Ontology annotation, biological process: rRNA base methylation; tRNA methylation.